Molecule: messenger RNA, 1207 nt
Organism: Chaetomium fimeti
Lineage: Eukaryota; Fungi; Ascomycota; Sordariomycetes; Sordariales; Chaetomiaceae
Product: dienelactone hydrolase family-domain-containing protein
Exons: 3
Coding region: 256-1092 (278 amino acids)
Molecular function (GO): hydrolase activity
Source: RefSeq, a predicted model, not a curated record
CGGUAAUUCUCAUUGAUCGCUCCAGUUUAGGCAAGCAUGGAGCGUCGCAUCGACCCAAGGGGGUUAUGCUGUGCCAGUGCAUUACCGGCGAUCUUACCGAUGGACAAGGGGGUAAUGGCGUAACAGGCUGGCCGCCGACAAUACUCAAGCCGAGACACAGAGGUAUAAAUUGGGUCAACCCCGACCAUCCGCGGAGUAGAAUCUGUGGCAACUUUUCCCCUCUUCACCCUCAACAAAUCAUAGUCACCUAGCAAUAUGCGCACCUCCGUUCUCUCGAGUGCCCUGCUUCUCGCCGGAGGAGCGGUGGCUGGCUGCAAUGGCAAGUCCGAUGCCUGUGUGAACCCCGAUGCAUCCAUCGUGGCCCAUACCGGCGAACCCGUGGGCGAGGAGGUGGUGCACAACGACAUCACUCUCUACAUCACCAAACCCGACGAAGCAGAUCCCCGCACACAGGCAAGAGCCGGCAGCGCUGUGCUCUUCCUGACCGACGUGUUCGGCCUGGCCCUCACCGAGAACAAGCUCCUCGCCGACAGUUUCGCGCGCGCCGGCUACCUAACCGUCGUCCCCGACCUGUUCAACGGCGAGCCCGCGCCCGGCGACAUCAACGUGCCGGGGUUCAACACGACGGCCUUUCUGGAAGCGCACGAGCCGCCCGUGACCGACCCCAUCAUCGCCACGGCGGCCGCCUACCUGCGCACCGAGCUGAACGCGACCCGCAUCGGCGCGCCGGGCUACUGCUUCGGCGGCCGCUACGCCUUCCGCGCGCUGUCGGCCGGCACCGAGGGGGGCGCGUUCGCGGUCGGGUUCGCGGCGCAUCCGAGUCUGUUGACCGCGGAGGAGAUUGGGGCUGUGGAGGGGCCCGUGGCGGUCGCCGCGGCGGAUCAGGAUCAGCUGUUUAAUGCGGCCGCGAGGGCUGAGGCUGAGGAGGUGCUGCUGGGGGUUGCGAGCCCGUAUCAGGUGAACUUGUAUGCGGGUACGCAGCAUGGGUUUGGCGUGCGCGUGGAUCUGGAGGAUGCGCAGCAGAAGUAUGCGAAGGAGGAGGCCUUCUUGCAGGCUGUGAAGUGGUUCGAUCGGUUCUUGGUGGCCGCUUAGGGCUCUCGUUGGUUGAUUUCGUGUGCCUUCUGUAAGGAAAGUGGUGGUAGAGUUUGGGAAUGACCAAAAGUUAGGAAAUGGGAAGGGGUUAUGCAGUGAACUGUCUCUCCAGUGU